Molecule: messenger RNA, 3472 nt
Organism: Pantherophis guttatus
Lineage: Eukaryota; Metazoa; Chordata; Lepidosauria; Squamata; Colubridae
Gene: BEND7
Product: BEN domain containing 7
Molecular function (GO): DNA binding
Source: RefSeq, a predicted model, not a curated record
CCUGCGCAGCCACGGCCACAGCCAGCCUCGCCUCGCCAAAGCCGGCCGAGCCAGCGCUGCCCUCCUCCUCCUCCUCCUCCUCCCCGAGCAGGGCAAGAGGCUCCCGCAGCAUCGCCCCGGGACAAAGUUUGGGCUGGAUGCCACGGCGAGGAAGGCGCCGCGGGGGAAAAGUCCCAAGCCAAGUUGCCGGCGGGGCGCGCAGGAGAAGCCCCGGGGCGCCUCGGCCCUUUGCGCGCCGGGGCCGAUGAGAACCCCGCAGCCGGUUCUGCCUCGCGGUCCCCGGUCCUGGCGACCCCUCUGAGCCUCCUUCCUCCCUCCUGCCUUCCUUUCUUCCUCCCUUCCUUUCUUCCUCCUCCUCCUCCUCCUCCGGCGCGCCAUGGAGUUCUCGGCCAGGAAGCGCAGCAGGAAAUCUCAGAGCUUCAAACUCAUCCAUCCAGAUUAUCAUCCGGAGGUUUACAAGAUCUCCGACUACAGCAACGAUGUGAAUGGCAAUGCCAAAGAAGCACAGACACUUUAUUUAGGCGAUGAAAGCCGGGAGAUUAAAAAACAGAUCACGGGGAUGAGAAGGCUGCUGAACGACAGCGUGGGGCGGAUCUAUCAGCGAGCUGAAAAAGAAGGAGAAAAAUUGAAGGAAGAAGAAGUCCAACAGUUGGAGCUGGCUUGGACUCCGCGUCUGAACCCUCCCGCGGACGCCCCUGGACACCUCCAGCCAUUGCCGAGCGGGGCCUGGAACGAAUUGUCUGCCCAGACCGGACACUAUUCAGUACAGUACGGUACCCGCUCCAAAACCUCCUUCCAGAACCAGGCCAGAACCGUGGGCGCGAACGGAGAAAUCCCAGCGGCCAAUGCCGCUGCCUCCUCCUCUUCUUCCGGAUCAAACUGUUGCACUUGCAAUUGUCAGCCUGCUCUGCAGGCCAUUCUUCAGGAGCUGAAGACCAUGAGGAAGAUCAUGCAGAUCCAAGCCGCAGCUGCCCAGAACCGACAACAGCCUCCAGUUCCUCUGGCUACCUUGCAGAAAUCCACAGUCUCAAGGAAGAGGAAUAAAAAGAAAAAAGCGGCCCCAAAGACUGUUGAACCCCUUACUGUGAAACAGAAAUCCGGCGCUGUGGAGAACGACAGAAAGUUACCUGCGAAUUCGAACAGGUUGAGCAUGGAAGGGGCCGAUUCCUCCUUGAAAACGGACCCGCCGGUUUCAGGAUUCGGCAUCGUGCUCGAAUCUUCCUCUUCAGAUCCAGAAGUACAGCUCGCUGAAGGUUUUGACGUUUUUAUGCCUAAAUCACAACUGGACUCUAUCUUAGCAAAUUACACUCGCUCAGGAAGUCUCCUCUUUCGAAAACUGGUGUGUGCGUUUUUUGACGACAAGACGUUGGCCAACUCUCUGCCGAAUGGCAAAAGGAAAAGGGGGCUCAAUGACAGCCGGAAAGGAUUAGACCAAAAUAUUGUGGGUGCAAUAAAAGUGUUCACAGAAAAAUACUGCACUGUAAACCACGUGGAUAAACUUCCCGGCCCAAGGGACUGGGUCCAAAUUCUGCAGGAUCAAAUCAAGCUGGCCAGAAGACGGUUGAAAAGAGGAUCGGCAGAAAUGGCUGAUGGUGAUGAGAAACUGGACAUUUCUCUUCUAGAGGCAGGUACCCUCCUUGAAGCCACGCCUUCUGCGCCAGUGUUUCAUUAGCAUAUUCAAACCUUGGUUUGAGAUGAUGCCAGCAACCUUUCUAGAUUACUUCACUAUCUGUGCUUUCCUGUUUCACGAUCUCCGAUCAAUUUUUUUCCCCCAUGCUUUUCUAACGUGGAUAAUAAUUAAGCGACAAAUCACUUUUCCUUUGGAUUUAAUCAAGAUAACUAGAUUUGUUCGUAGAGAGGCUCUAGUGCAAUUAGUCUGGUAACCAAUGUGAUAGGAUGAAUUUUGAUUUUAUGAUGGCAGUUUCCCACAUAAAUAUAUGCGUGCUGGCUAUUCUAUUCUAAUAGGAAAAAAGAGAGAGUCUCCUCUUAAUCUUACAAAGAGCUCCUAACACCUCCAUUUCAUAUAGAGUUUUUGGUGCAGAAGUCAUGGGAUCAAAAGUAAAACUUUAGGACAUUGAAUGAAUCUUAAUUUAACUAGUUUCUAAAUUGAGUCUUUCCUUCCAUCCCCACAAAGUUAAUUUUUACUCGGAUAAAAUUAUUAUUUUUUUCAGAAGCAGAAUUGUUGUCAUUAUAUUUGACCAUAAGGUAUUAAUUAAUAUUACUUGCGAUGUCACAUUUAAUCCAGAUCAAAUACUCCUUGGAUGCAUAUAGGAGUGAUAAAUAAUGUAUUUUAUUCCCUCUUUGAUGAACUAAGAACCAUCAACUUUAUGCACUCAGAUUCCAUUCUCCUUUGUUUUGCUAAUUUAUGGGGAUUAGGAAUUGUGAGAACCUUUUGGAGGAUACAACUUUGGGAAGAUUCUUUCCACCUGCACAUAUUUCCCCUCUUUAUUCCAUCCCUUCAGAGCUGAUAAGAUAUUUGGGGGUCUACGCUAAUAUUUCUCUUUUCAAAUAAAAGCCGGCAGGAGUAUGGCUAGCAACUCUCCACUAAUCUUCAAUGCACUCCAAUAUCUCAUGAACACCAUCUGAAUUUAUUUGCAUUUUUUGUUACUUCCAUUAUCUCCUACAUUCUACAUGAGAAGGUCUCCUCAUACCUUAGAUCAGAAUGUCCAACCUUGGCUGUUUUAAGACCUGUGGACUUCAAUUCCCAGAAUUCCCCAGCCAGCCUUGCAAGGCUAGCUGGAGAAUUCUGGGAGUUGAAGUCCACAGGUCUUAAAACAGCCAAGGUUGGACACCCGUUUUACGUGAAGGGUUAAAUGCCACAUACAUGACAAAUUCAUUGAUACCGUCGUAGACAUCUCUAGCAGAGUCUAAUGAUGUGUUUAGGAAUCCUCUUCUUCAGCUUGCUAAAAAUAAUCAUUUCUGCAGUUCAGUAAUGUUUUUUAUAAAUUUUUAAACGUAAUGCAGUACAAACCAAUUUACCACUGAAACGUGGCUGUCUUUGCUCGAUAACUUGAUAAACCUGGGCUAGUGUCUGUAAGGAUCCCACAUCCUCUUUUUGAGGCCGAUGGGGUUUUCUUCCACAAAUGAAAUUUCUUGGUCUUUUCCAUAAAUCUACAAACAAAGCGUACGUAUUGUAACCAUUAACCCACAAUCAGCAGUCUUACGAAUCUUUAAAAACAAUUGUACUUGUGUUGACUUUAACUGUGACUACUAUUAAAACUUUUUUCUGGGCGUCUUUUUUUAUAGGUUUUAUUAGGAAAAAAUUACCCAUAUUUAGGUAAAAGUCUCAAUCUUAUGUAUAUAUGUUUUAUUAAUAUGUACAUAUUUAGCUAUUUUUUAAAUUACUAUGUUCUUAAUAAAACGAACAAGGGACUAGUUGUGAAAUGGUGCAUUAAGAUUGUGUCGUGUUAUCAAUCUCUGGGACUCUUUGUCAAGUUCAGCAAAAUAAUAAUAAUAAAUUGGUCUAAUUUAA